AAAAAAUGAGAACAAAGAUUUUGCUCACAAUUUUGUUCUUCAGCUAGCUGCUAUCACUUGGUUUAGCUAUCGACUACACAGUGAACCCUGUAAAUCCUGCAUAAGGUGCAAAUACAGCGGCUUAGGCUUAACCAAGUAAUACAGGAGUAUGCAACAAUGGUAUGCAUUAUGAUGAUUAUUCAUUUUAGGAUUUGGAUGGAAUGGCUAAGUAUGUGUGCCAUGUAUGUAAGUGAAAAAUGGAUAUUGCACGUGCACAAAGUAUGGUGGCUGCGAUACAAAAGUAUGCGAUUCUUCAAUACCAACAUGCUAAGUAUUGACGAAUGGAUAAAACUCGUAUGCAUUAUGUUCUUAUUCUUAGAUACAUAUUAUUGAGAGCAACAGGAUGUAGUACUUAUGCUUGGGGUGAUUCAAAUACAUCUGUAAUUUGUACAUAAUGUGCAACUGGAUAUUUCUUGGUUGGUAUGAUAUUUAAUGAAUAUUCAAAGCUGGAAUAUGUGUUCAAUCAAACAAUUGUGCUUAGAUGAACUUAGUAACAGGUACUUGUGAUACUUGUGUGGAUGGUUAUUAUUUCACUCAAAAUUUCCAGUUGUAAACUUUGCAAUCAUGGGAUUACUUCCUAAAUAUCAAUUAAGUUAUUUGCAAUAAAUGUCUCGAUAACUGUAAGAUAUGUACAUCAGGGUAUCAAUAUAAUUUUAUAUUUAACAUAGUUAUACUUGUGUUCAAUGUAAUGAUUAAUACUAUUGGAGUCCCACAUAAUCCAAGUCUGCUUUGUCCAGUUCUCAGAACGAUGCUAAUGCUGGAUAGUGUUUGGCUUGUAGUGCAAAUAUAACCAAUUGUAUAAAAUGCUAGAACUCAACAGUAUGUGACAAAUGUUAAGAUGGAUAUUAUUACACUGCCGCAUCAGAUUAAACUAAUAAAGACACUUGCACCAAAUGUAUGGACCAUUGCUUGUCUUGUUCAAAUUCAGAUACAUGUGAUACUUGUGACACUGUCAAUAACUAUAUCUAUUUACAAACAACUAACUAAAAUGUAAGUUAUUUAUCAUAAUAUUUAGUCAUGUGCUCUAUGUACUAGUAUCUCAGGAUGUUAAACAUGCUCUACUUAAGGUGGUCAAUUGACAUGUACUGCCUGUUCAACUGGCUAUGUGUUUGAUUCAAAUAAUGUUUGCUAAAAAUGUGAUGUUAAUUGUGCUUCCAACUAAUGUUCUUAUACUAAUAAUCAAGUCUAAUGUAGCAAUUGUGUUUAAUACUACGUAUUGAAAUCAAGCACAAGCUGCGUUGCAUGUCCAAAUGGAUGUUAAUCUUGUUCAUACAGUGAUUAAGCUUAAACAUAAAUAACAUGUGGAUAAUGCUUUGAUACUUACUAUAAAGAUGAUAACGGCGCAUGUUUACUAUGUUCUUCAUAAAUAACCAAUUGUUAAAAGUGUAGUUACAAUAGUUAAAAUAAUCCAAGUGUAACUUGCUCAUCAUGUUCAACAAAUACUAAACUUACUAACGAUUCAUUAUAGUGUCAGUCAGCUCCAGCAAAUUGUCUUAGUUAUACAGUGACAAGUUCAACAAAUACAGCUUAAUGUAGUACUUGUGCAGAUACCUAUUACUUGGAUGGUGGUGCAUGUUUAACUUGUACUUCAGCUUCAGUUGAUGUAAACGCCUUAAGAUGUUCAAAGGCCAACGGCACAAUUACUGUUAUUUAAUGCUAGAAUGGAUAUUUCUUAUUUAAUAAUGCUUGUGUAUCAGCCAAAGAAUAGAACACUUAAGCUACUAAUCUGACAUUAGAAACUUGCCUAACAAUUGCUACUGGUAAAUAAUGCGCAUCUUGUUUGCCAGCCGCUUUGGGAACAAAUCCUCCUUAAAAUGGAGUAUGUUCUUAUUGCAACUGUAGUUCAAAUAAGGGUGAUUGUACACCAACAGUUAAUGGAGCAAAUUCUAGUGUGACAUGUUCACCUAAUCCAACUUGUUUACCAGGUUUUUACCUUAAUGGAUAAUCCUGUCUUCCAUGUCAAUCAACAGCAGGUAAUAUUACCGGGUAGGAAACCUGUUGUGGUCUUGGAUUAAUUUUUAAAUCUGGAGCACCUAAUAGCUGUACUCCAUAAGGUGCAACUGGAAAGUAAUAACUAUUGGCAUCAAAUGCAAGUGGUUACACUUGUGAUAUUGGCUAUUAUUAUAACACUAACAACAAAGCAUGUGAGACUUGCAUAAGCAAUUGUGAUUCUUGUGCCGAUGCUACCACAUGCAAAACAUGUUCUCUCAACUAUACAUUACUCAAAACUAGUAAUGGUGUAUCUUGUGUGUUGAUCAAGUGUCUUGUAGUUGAUUCUACUAAAGGAUGCACUGCUUGCUAAUAUGGAUUCUAUUUAUAAAAUAUCAAUGGCAUUGGAUAUUGCUUGUAAUGUUUAUCUCCAUUAACUAAUGUAAUAUCUAAAUUUAUUUUCUAUUAGUCAAUUUGCAGAGCCUAUUCCAAUUAAGCUCCUAAUGUUACAGUUACACCUGCAGCUUCAGUAGCAGUAUCAUCCAAUCCAUCCUAUGUUUGUGCCAAUGGAUAUUAUUGGAAUAGUUAAUACUGUUCUCCAUGCAAGGCAGUGUCAACUACUGGUAAAAAUACUUCUCCAAAUGGAUAUUGUAUAUGCUCAACCUACAUGGACUGCACAUCUAUUGUUUGCAAUACAGGAUAUGCUUUAGUUUAAAAGUAUAAGAUAUUAUUUAUUCAUUAGCACAUGCCAAGAAAUUCCAAAGGGAUGUUCUACAUAUGUAAUUAGUAAUGACGGUACUACUUUAAUAUGUACUGCAUGCACUGCCUCAUAUUCACUUAUUUCAAAUAUUUGUGUACCAAGUCAAAAUUGUCAAUAAUUCAGUACUACAACUGGUAAUUGUUCUUAAUGUGCCUCUGGAUACUACUUGAAUUGGUAGUAUAACUCUUUUGUUUCAUAAGUCUCAACUGACGCAAAUCCAUACUUCAAUAAUUUCCCAUCUUAAUGUUCAGCCUGCACUAUUUCUAAUUGUAUGACAUGUACUGGUCCAACAGUUUGUACUACUUGUCAAACAGGAUACUUCUGGCAAACAUCAUAAUAUCUUUAAUAACCAUCAAAUGGAUCAUAAGGAAGUUGCCAACCAUGCAUGUAAGGGUGUUAAACUUGUUCAAAUAAUCAAUCAUGCUAAACUUGUUUCUCAGGAUAUUAUAUGGUCUACCCAUAUUCAGGAAUCAACUAUUGCUAACUUUGUUCAACUGUUGCUGCAAUAUCAAAUUGUUUGACUUGUGAUACUUCCUAAACCGCUCCACAUGCUUAAUCAUUAGUCCCAACUUGCAGAUCAUGCCCUUCUGGAUAUUACUUAUAUAGCGGAAAAUGCGUCAUAUGUUCUGGUGGAUGCUUAGCUUGUGAUGCUGAUAACAGUUGCACAUAAUGUGUCUCCUAAGGAUAUGCUUAUGAUUAAACUAAUAAGAAAUGCGUCGCUUGUUCUACAAUUACAGGAUGUACUUCAUGCUCCUACAGUGGAACCCAGUUAAAUUGUUCAGCUUGUGCAGAUACUUAUUAUCGUAACACCAACAAUAACAUUACAACCUGUUCAUUGUGCAGCUCAGUAGCUGGUAAGAACUAUUUAAGAUGUGUUUCAUCAACAAGUCCAACACAAUGUUAAGAUAAUUACUAUUUGAAUGGAUCAAGUUGUUUGGCUUAAACCAACAACAAAUGCUUAACCUAUGAUGGCUCUUCAGGUUGCACAUCUUGUGUUACUGGGUACAUUAUCGUUGGUAAUUCAUGUUAAUUAUGUACAUCAACAAAUGCUCAAUGUGUGAAAUGUCAAGUCAUCGCCAACACUGGAUCAAGUCAAUCUGCUUCCUUAUAAUGUGCUGCCUGCACAACUGGAUAUUAUUUGACCACAUCAUUUGGAUGCACAGCCUGUCCCAAUGUCAAAGGAUGCGAAGCUUGUAAUUCUGCUGGUUGUUAAAUCUGUUCCUCUGGUUACUAUCCAACUGCAGUUACAACUGAUUCCAAUAAUUCCACUGGUACAACAACCUCCAAUAACACUGUCACUUGUAACAAUUGUGUCAGCAACUGUUCUAUUUGUUAAUAAGCUAAUGUAAUACAAUUUACUUAUUUUUAGUCUUGUACCAAAUGUGCUGAUGGCUACUUCCUUGUUACUACCACUUCCUCUGGAACUACAUCAGUCACUACCAGUAGUUGCUUUGCAUGUCAACCAGAAUGUCAAACUUGUGUCGCUCCAGGCACUACUUGCACAUCCUGCAUAGCUGGCUAUGUGUUCUAGAAUGGAGGUUGCGUCACUUUAACAUAAGCUAAUUGUUACUCCGUUGGAACCAAUGGUUGUGAUAUUUGUAAAUAUGGCUACUAUUUAAAUAAUGGAGUUUGUUACUAAUGUCUAAACCCAUAAGCAGAUGUAUUAAUUAUUUUCAUUUUUUUAGUUUCUAUGUACAAAUCCAGUAGACAACCUUUUAACAUCAGCAACAACAACAUAAUAGUAAUGAUGAAUUAAAAUCAUAAUCAUAAUCAAAAUAAUUAUAUUUU
Messenger RNA from Paramecium octaurelia, 4516 nucleotides. NCBI's taxonomy places the organism in Eukaryota, Ciliophora, Oligohymenophorea, Peniculida, Parameciidae. The record is from the annotation of a GenBank genome assembly.